Psammomys obesus (fat sand rat) is the source of this 1081-nucleotide messenger RNA. It is a transcript of the gene Acta1, whose product is annotated as actin alpha 1, skeletal muscle. The record is from RefSeq and is a predicted model, not a curated record. The transcript is spliced from 5 exons. The coding region runs from base 7 to 1005 and encodes 332 amino acids. Gene Ontology annotation, cellular component: actin filament; striated muscle thin filament; stress fiber. Gene Ontology annotation, biological process: skeletal muscle thin filament assembly. NCBI's taxonomy places the organism in Eukaryota, Metazoa, Chordata, Mammalia, Rodentia, Muridae.
GGCGUCAUGGUGGGUAUGGGUCAGAAGGACUCCUACGUGGGCGACGAGGCGCAGAGCAAGCGAGGUAUCCUGACCCUCAAGUACCCCAUCGAGCACGGCAUCAUCACCAACUGGGACGACAUGGAGAAGAUCUGGCACCACACCUUCUACAACGAGCUGCGCGUGGCCCCCGAGGAGCACCCGACCCUGCUCACAGAGGCCCCCCUGAACCCCAAAGCUAACCGGGAGAAGAUGACCCAAAUCAUGUUUGAGACCUUCAACGUGCCUGCCAUGUACGUGGCCAUCCAGGCCGUGCUGUCGCUCUACGCCUCCGGCCGUACCACCGGCAUCGUGCUGGAUUCUGGGGACGGUGUCACCCACAACGUGCCCAUCUAUGAGGGUUACGCCCUGCCGCACGCCAUCAUGCGUCUGGACCUGGCUGGUCGCGACCUCACCGACUACCUGAUGAAGAUCCUCACGGAGCGUGGCUAUUCCUUCGUGACCACAGCCGAGCGGGAGAUCGUGCGCGACAUCAAAGAGAAGCUGUGCUACGUGGCCCUGGACUUCGAGAACGAAAUGGCCACCGCGGCCUCGUCCUCCUCGCUGGAGAAGAGCUACGAGCUGCCCGACGGGCAGGUCAUCACCAUCGGCAACGAGCGCUUCCGCUGCCCGGAGACGCUCUUCCAGCCCUCCUUCAUCGGCAUGGAGUCCGCGGGGAUCCACGAGACCACCUACAACAGCAUCAUGAAGUGCGACAUCGACAUCCGGAAGGACCUGUACGCCAACAACGUCAUGUCGGGGGGCACCACCAUGUACCCCGGGAUCGCCGACCGCAUGCAGAAGGAGAUCACGGCCCUGGCGCCCAGCACCAUGAAGAUCAAGAUCAUCGCUCCCCCGGAGCGCAAGUACUCCGUGUGGAUCGGCGGCUCCAUCCUGGCCUCGCUGUCCACCUUCCAGCAGAUGUGGAUCACCAAGCAGGAGUACGACGAGGCUGGCCCCUCCAUCGUGCACCGCAAAUGCUUCUAGGCGCCGCGGCGGGCGCCUGCGCUCUCUCCUCAGGACGACAGCCGUGCCGAGGUUGCGGGGUGUGGCCCCGGCCGCC